Penicillium expansum is the source of this 1425-nucleotide messenger RNA. RefSeq names its product fungal specific transcription factor domain-containing protein. The record is from RefSeq and is a predicted model, not a curated record. Gene Ontology annotation, molecular function: DNA binding; zinc ion binding. The transcript is spliced from 4 exons. Bases 1 to 1425 code for a protein of 474 amino acids. NCBI's taxonomy places the organism in Eukaryota, Fungi, Ascomycota, Eurotiomycetes, Eurotiales, Aspergillaceae. Gene Ontology annotation, biological process: DNA-templated transcription.
AUGCGCAUGUACCCCGUGUGGCCAAUCGUCGACGCCAAAAAUGUAAUAUCUAUUCUGCAGCAAGUCACCGGGGACAUCGAUAUUGAGACAUACGCGCUGGCGACAGCUGUUGCAGCCGCAACAAUCGCACAACUGAGACUUCAGCCGAGCCUCUUGCACGGUAAACCGAUCACCGCCGAUACAUUUGCAGCCGAAAGCAUGAGAGCCCGAAGGUUCGGUGCAUACACGUCCGCAGUGAGUUUGGAUAAGGUGCGGACGUCGUUUUUUCUUCAUAUCUACCAUGAAAGCAAGCAUGCAGGUGGGAGUGAGUCGCUACUUUUCCUGAGGGAGGCCAUAUCUCUCGCCCAGAUGAUGAAUUUGCAUCGCGAAAUAGCAUACAUUGGACUCCCACAAGAUGAGCAGCAGAUUCGCCGACGAGUAUUGUGGCUGCUAUUCAUUACGGAGAGGGGUGUCUGCAUUCUUCACAAACUUCCUGUUGUGCUUAAGACUAAUAUUUCAACACCCGAACUGGACCUCGAUGGCGAACCCCAAGUCCUUCCUGCGUUUUUAAAGCUUCUAAAUUUGUUCCGCCUCUUCGACCAGUCCAGGAUGUUCGAUUUCAUAGAAGAUGACGAUCUUGGAAUGUAUUCAAUCUCUGACGAGAUGAGGAAUCUGGACAAGCGAUCUUUCAAAAUGUUGCAUGAUGGGCUACAAGACGGGUCAACUUUAAUGGAUCACAUCUCGGACGUGCAGAAAGCCGACCUGUGUGUCACUAGGCACUGGAUGCGCAUGAUCUUAUGGAAGGUCUCAGCAAAACACCACCAAUUCUUUCCAUCUCAAUGGGCUGACUCUCCGUCGUUUCCCAUCCUGGUUGCACAAGAACUUCUGGACAUCGUAUCUAAGCUACCUCAAGCUGCAAUCAAAGCCCAUGGGCUUGGCAUGGAGUUGAAGUUGUAUGGAAUUGCCAAUUCACUGGCUGACGCGGUGAUAAAUAUGGCCAUGCUACCUAUGGCUUCGUUUUGGAAUGACGAAAGUCGUCCAUACGAUAUCUUGGCCCGACUUCACUCAUUUUUAUCCACCUUCGAUGGCGGUGAGAAUAAGGAACUAGUGGACGUGUUGUAUAAGAAAAUGACCGAAGCGCAAUAUAAAGCCGGUCGUGCAAUGUGGUCCACAGUACAUGCACCGAUGAAAAGUAGACAUUUGAUUGAAACAACAUCCGAGAAUCAACUAGUCCAGGAAGAGCCUCCACUUCCAGGACCCGACUACAUCAUUACAAUUCCAGAUUGGUCCGAGGGCGGGGAUCUGAAUCCUGCAAUCCACCCCACUGGUACGGAUUGGUGGAUGCCUGGCAAUCUUAUUUCACCGGAAGAGCAAGCCGAUUACCCGAUUUGUCUAGACGAUAUGCUAGCCUGUGGCUACGAUCCACAGUUUACCGGAGGUAUGUAG